Medicago truncatula (barrel medic) is the source of this 1170-nucleotide messenger RNA. RefSeq names its product thioredoxin domain-containing protein PLP3B. NCBI's taxonomy places the organism in Eukaryota, Viridiplantae, Streptophyta, Magnoliopsida, Fabales, Fabaceae. The coding region runs from base 176 to 871 and encodes 231 amino acids. The record is from RefSeq and is a predicted model, not a curated record. The transcript has 9 exons.
AGCCCAUUUCCAUUCCAUUCCUCCCUCCUUCACAAAUCUCUGCAACUUCAAAUUCCAUCCAUCACCAACAACAAUAAAGCUUCAAUCUUUGAACAAAUUUUUGCCUCCUGAGCUUAGCACUCGCAUUCAAAUUUCAUUUUCACCUUCUUCAUCCAGAUCUCAUAAAACGAUAAAGAUGAAUCCAGACGCUGUAAAGUCCACUCUCACCAAUCUAGCAUUUGGUAACGUAAUUGCAGCAGCUGCUCGUAAUUAUCAAAAAGAAUUGCUUAGUGAAGAGAAGGCAGCACAAUCGAGUUCUAUAAACGAGGAGGUUGACCUUGAUGAUUUGAUGGAUGAUCCCGAAUUGGAAAAAUUGCAUGCGGACAGGAUUGCGGCUUUUAAGAAAGAAGCAGAGAAACGGGAGGCGUGGAAGAAGAAAGGUCAUGGUGAAUUUAGGGAGGUAACUGAAGGGGAUUUCUUGGGUGAAGUCACUGGAAGUGAAAAAGUGAUCUGCCAUUUCUAUCAUAAGGAAUUCUACCGAUGCAAGAUAAUGGAUAAGCACUUAAAGUCCCUUUCAACAAAGCAUAUUGAUACGAAGUUCAUCAGGCUUGAUGCAGAGAAUGCCCCGUUCUUUGUUGCAAAAUUGGCAAUCAAGACUUUGCCUUGUGUCAUACUGUUCAGACAAGGAGUUGCAGUAGAUAGAUUGGUAGGGUUUCAAGAUCUUGGAGCAAAAGAUGAUUUUUCCACAAGAGCAUUGGAGGUUCUGCUGAUAAAGAAAGGUAUUAUUGCUGAGAAAAAAGACGUGGAUGAAGAAGAUCAAGAAUACGAUGAAAGUAAACGUAGAUCCGUUAGAUCUUCGGCGGCUGCUGAUUCUGAUUCUGAUUCUGAUUAAAAUGAAUCAUCCGGCGGCAUCAUGAAAGAAAUAGAGUGGAGUUUGUUUUGUCCAAUAUCCUCUUGGAUUUCUGGCUUGUAUAAUCGCUGUUACAUUUUCUUGUUUGCUUAUAACUUAUAAGGGCUUUUUAAUGUAUUACAUUCCUAGGUUUACUAUAAAAAUGUAUUGCAUUUCCUAGGUAGAGUGUAACACCACUUCUGUAUGAACCUGUUUAUGCACCAACUCCCACCCAAAAGGUUGUCAAAUGUUGGAGCUUCAUUUGUAACGAAGGAGGCUUUUUUUUUUCUUCCUUUCAAAAA